GGAAUGUUAAUGAUUUUCGGCCUGCAUUACAAAUUUUACCUCUCAGUGUUGGCUAGAGCUGGCUGUACAGGUGCCCAAGGCUUUAAUCCUAACAGCACGCACAAAAGAGCUCUUUGCCAUGUCCGACUACAUUUGGUUUGAAGGAAUACCUUUCCCUACCAUAGGGUUUAAAAGAGAAACCAUAGAAGAGGUUCGCAAUAACUUUCUGAUAAGAGAAGAAGACACGGUCAUACUGACAUACCCCAAGUCAGGAACAAACUGGCUGAUUGAGAUUGUCUGCUUGAUUCAGACCAAUGGGGAUAACAAGUGGGUCCAAUCUGUGCCCAUCUGGGACCGUUCACCAUGGGUAGAGACUAAAGUAGGAUAUGAAGCAUUAAUCAAUAAGGAGGGACCACGACUCAUCACCUCCCACCUACCCAUCCAUCUUUUCCCCAAGUCUGUCUUCAGUUCCAAGCCCAAGAUGAUCUAUCUCAUCAGAAAUCCCAGAGAUGCGCUUCUAUCUAGUUAUUUUUUCUUCAGGGAAACAAACCUUGUGAAGGACCCAGGCUCUCUGGGAACUUAUAUCAAAUGGUUCCUCAAAGGAAACGUUUUGUAUGGAUCAUGGUUUGAGCACAUCCGUGGCUGGCUGUCCAUUAGAGAACUGGACAAUUUCCUGUUACUGAGCUAUGAAGACCUGAAAAGGGAUCCAAGGAGAACUAUAGAGAAGAUCUGUGACUUCCUAGGAAAGAAAUUAGAGCCAGAUGAGCUGGAUCUGGUUCUCAAGCACAGCUCCUUCCAAGCCAUGAAGGAAAACAACAUGUCCAAUUUUAGUCUUGUCACAGAAGACACGGUUACUAAUGGUUUGAAGCUCAUGAGAAAAGGCACAACUGGGGACUGGAAGAAUCACUUCACAGUAGCCCAAGCUGAAGCCUUUGAGAAAGUGUACCAGGAGAAAAUGGCCGGUUUCCCGCCCGGACUCUUCCCCUGGGAAUAAGUUCUCACAACUUUUAAAUCUUGUGUGGAUACCGGUGUUUACUUUCCUAUCGGUAAUGUGGAUGGCUGGGUAGAGUCAUGAAAUAAAUCCUCUUCAAGGACUGUGAAA
Meriones unguiculatus (Mongolian gerbil) is the source of this 1081-nucleotide messenger RNA. It is a transcript of the gene Sult2a1, whose product is annotated as sulfotransferase family 2A member 1. The transcript has 6 exons. Gene Ontology annotation, molecular function: sulfotransferase activity. NCBI's taxonomy places the organism in Eukaryota, Metazoa, Chordata, Mammalia, Rodentia, Muridae. The coding region runs from base 119 to 973 and encodes 284 amino acids. Gene Ontology annotation, cellular component: cytoplasm. Gene Ontology annotation, biological process: sulfation. The record is from RefSeq and is a predicted model, not a curated record.